CCUGGAGGUCCAGAGCACUACAGAGUUUAGCUCCAACCCUAAUCAAACUUACCCACCUGUGAUUUCCUAGUGAUCAUGAAGACCUUGAUUAGCUUGCUCAGGUGUGUUUGAUCAGGGUUAGAGCUAAACUAUGAAGUGCUCCGGACCUCCAGGGUAAGAUUUGAAGAAGGGGGAUAUAAAGGAUAUAUAUUUUUCUGGGUUUUUAUUAUCAGACUGGUUUUAUUUUAAUAAGCAGACGUCCAGGAAUGCAGUAACUGCAAUAUUAGUAGAGCAAAAACCAGCAUAUAACCGACAGAAAUACUAAUAAACUAUCAAACUACUUUGGUGGAUCGAACAGCGAACGUUUCUCAAUCCGAAGGCUGCAUCCUCCGCAGGUCGCAUAUGUAGGCUGCAUACGUCUUAAUUCAGAAUAUUAACAAAUAUAAAUUUGACUAUUAUUAUUAGUUAAUCGUAAAUUGUUGUAAUGCGCUUAUGAUUUGUGAAUGUAAUGCUCAGUUAACUUAAAUAAACCAGACUUGACUUGGUGACUGCCUGCUUAUGCGACCUCAGCAGGAUGCAGCCUUCCGAUUGAGAAACGGCCCCAUUCACGCCGCCUCUCGCCACUGAUGUUGCUUAGCAACCAUCACACACACAGGAAGUACAUUAACGAUGGCUUCUCGAUCAGUGGACUCGUCCGAGUUUAACAGCUUAUUAUUGGAUGACAGAGUUUCUCUGUUCACCCGACGACUCAUGGAGAACCACACGAGUGUCAGAAAGAAGUUUCUGUUACACCGGCUUUAUGUGGUCGGUUGUCUCCCUUCUGGACUCACAGACAGACGGACUGUAGUAGCUCACUAUGAGAGAUUCAUCUUCAGCCAGCAGAGACUCAGACCAGGUGAAGGUCUCACAGGACUUCUGUUGAUUUAUCCUGAACACGCGCUGCACAUCAUCGAGUGUUCAACUGAAGUUCUGCUGUCUGUCAUCCAAGACCUGGCACACAGUGCUGUGAUCCUGAAGUCCAGAGUUGUGUUGGUAUCUCACGACAUCUCCAGCAGACUCUUCCAGCAGUGGAGCUUCACGCUGUUUAAAGAGUUUGACAGCAGAGUCACCAUAAACUCAGAGGAGCAGAACUCUGAAGAACUCCUGAUCCAAACACUUCAUCAACUCCUCCAGCUCGCCUCACACCUCCUCAAUACAGGAGACGAUAUCACGGAAUGUAAAGAGAUUUCAGAGGAGGUACUAAAGGAGUCACAGCUGAUUCCUCCACUGUCUGCAGUGCGUCAUCUCAUCCAGAUGGAGGUGCUGUUGAGCCCGGUGCAGUAUCUGAAUAUAUAUCACUCACCACUACACCAUCAGCUGGACUCUGGUCAUGUAUUUGGGAGUCUUCAACCAAACACAGUAUAGAGUUUUGGCUUUUGGGCCACAGAAUCUAGAAAAUCUUCAUAUUCUCUGAACGACUGAACACAGAACGCUGGCUCUUUGUCGACAACUAAUUCUCAGACAAAGAUAUUAAGUUCCCCUAUAUAUAUAUUUAGAUAAAUAUGAC
This is a messenger RNA of Paramisgurnus dabryanus, 1525 nucleotides long. It is a transcript of the gene tex47, whose product is annotated as testis expressed 47. NCBI's taxonomy places the organism in Eukaryota, Metazoa, Chordata, Actinopteri, Cypriniformes, Cobitidae. The record is from RefSeq and is a predicted model, not a curated record.